Molecule: messenger RNA, 3417 nt
Organism: Tympanuchus pallidicinctus (lesser prairie-chicken)
Lineage: Eukaryota; Metazoa; Chordata; Aves; Galliformes; Phasianidae
Product: circumsporozoite protein-like
Exons: 3
Coding region: 155-811 (218 amino acids)
Source: RefSeq, a predicted model, not a curated record
AUGUGAUCAAAAUCCUCCAUUUUCUCGCUGUCUCCCAGAAAUCACAGCCGUGUUCUUCCCCAGUUUGCACCCGACGGUCUCCACAAAUCCCUUGCAAGCAGAACCAUGUGAAAAUUCUCAGUUCAUCUCCAUCUCCCAGCUGGUGUUCCUCCCAAUGGCCAAUCCCUUCUUUCUCAUCCCGGGAUCGGUUCCAUUUUCCACCUCCGUGAUGGUUAGAGUCUUUCUCCACCUGAGAUACUUAGAUGGAGGAGGGAUCUUAACAGCAUUUGGGUCCAAUCUUGGUCCAUCUUCCACCUUGCUGGAUCACCGCGACGGUGACCCUAUGGGCUCCAUCCACAUUGGUGACCCAAUGGGUGAUGGCCACGAUGGCAACCCAGUAGGUGAUGGUGACCCAGUAGUCGAUGGCCAUGGUGGUGACCCAGUGGGCGAUGGCCGUGAUGGUGACUCAAUGGGUGACAGUUGCAAUGGCAACCCCAUGGGCAAUGGUGACCCAAUGGGUGAUGGCCAUGAUGGCAACCCCAUGGGCAGUGGUGACCCAAUGGUCGAUGGCCGUGAUGGUGACUCAAUGGGUGAUGGUUGCAAUGGCAACCCCAUGGGCAGUGGUGACCCAAUGGGUGAUGCUUGCAAUGGUGACCCAGUGGGUGAUGGCCAUGAUGGCAACCCAGCAGGUGAUGGUGACCCAGUAGUUGAUGGUUGCAAUGGCAACCCCAUGGGCAGUGGUGACCCAGUGGUUGAUGGCCAUGAUGGCAACUCCAUGGGCAAUGGUGACUCAGUGGGCAUGACAUCAGUUGCCAUGAUGGCAACUCAGUAGAUGAUGGUGACCCAGUAGUCGAUGGCUGUGAUGGUGACCCAGUGGAGAUGAUGAUGGCCCAGUGGGUGAUGGUUGCGAUGGCAACCCCAUGGGCUCUGUCCAUGAUGGCAACCCAGCGGGUGCUUGCUGUGAUAAUGCACCUCAAAUGCUGUGUUAAGUGUGGGCUCCUCACUUCAAGGAAGGCACUGUGGCAUUGGAGUGCGUCCAGAGAAGGGCAGUGAAGCUGUGAGGGUUCUGAAAAACCAGUCUGAUGGGUAACGACUGAAGGAACUGGGAUUGUUCCAUCUGGAGAGGAGAGAAGGUUCCGACCGAACAUUAGGAAAAAUCUCUUCUCCAAAAGAGUGUUCAGGCAUUGUCACAGGCUGCCCAAGGCAGUGGCAGUGUCACCAUCCCUGGAGAACCGUGGCCGUGUGGCAUGGAGGGACGUGGUGGCAGUGGGUUGACUUGGUGACCUCCGAGUUCUUUUCCAACCUUAAUGAUUCUAUGGUUCUGUAACCCAGCGGUGCUCAUUGGUACAACCCCACACUUGGCAUCCUUGAGAGCUCGUCCCCCAGCCAAGGCCCAGUCCAGCUCGUUGGCAUAGCUGUGUGACAGUGGGAUUAACGAGCAUCCCCAGCUCCUGGCUGCAGUCGGAGAGGACAGCUUGUUAAAGGCUGACAGUAGCAAACAGUGAGAGGCUGAUCCCGAUGGCGAGAGGCUGAUCCCGCUGGUGAGAGGCUGAUCCCUGCUGAUCCCAACUGAGGCCUUUCUAUGGCAUUACAGCAUCCAAAAAUCCCUUUAGGUCUCCUCACGCUGCCAAUACAGCGAAUAGACAAGAGCUGAGCUCAGGACUCGCUGUUGUCACUUUUUAGUUGAUUGAUGAUUCAGUUGAUUUAGCAGUGGUGAAGCCACCGCGUGCCGGCAGGCAGAGGGAAAAAGUGGAUCAGGGUGUGGGAUUCAGGGUUUGGAGAAAGGAGGCGGCGAUGGGAAUUGGGAAUUGUGUUCAUGGCUGGUGAAACGGGGCCACUUUGAUGGGAGCUGCGCGCGUGCCGAGGUCUGCUGGAAGCUGGAAUAGGGAUGGAUCCAAACGAGAGGAGCUUGCAAAAGAGUCUGGAUGUCUUUCAAGCAGCCUGGAGAGAAACAAUCCUUUCAUUUGGCGCUGGACUCGUCCUCUGCUGAUGAGGAAAGUUUCAGCCACCCGCCCCAUAAAUCUUGCUUAAAGCUGGAUGGAGCAGCGAGGGGUUGAGAGAAUGGAUUUGCUGAGGGCCCUGAUAAGGAGAGGGUGGGGGAAAGGUUUUCAGCAGCUGGGAAUGGCCUCUGAAAAGGUGAAAGGGCUGAAAGGAGACCGUGUGCCUGCAGGCAGCGCUCGUUGGCACUUGGCUUUUGUGUUUCAAACAAAGCUCUGUGAUGGGAGAAAGGCAGGCGUGGAAACACCUCGGGGAGAAGAGCCCCGGGGCGUCCAUGGGGUAAAAGAAUGGGGCUUGGGGGAGUUUUGGGACUUGGGGUUGCAUUGCUAGGUUGAAUGGGAUUGGAGCUGUCGUGAUCAGAGCACAGCAGAGGAAGGAGCAUCUUCCUCCUGCUUUCUUAUCCAGCCCUGGGACCGGGCUGCUGAGAGCCCCGAAACCUCCAAACUCAAACUCUUGUAAGCUUUGGACAUCUGGACGCAGCCUGCAGCCUCUGUCAGCAGCCAUUUUGGGCUUCAAAUGAUGGAUUUUCACAUUUUAAACAGCGCUGCGGUCAGGAGAGCAGAGUUGGGUCGCCAUUGGGUCACCACCACCCGUUGGGUCGCUGUUGUGGCGAGACUCCAGCAAGGUGAAAGAUGAACCAAAUGGGACCCAAAAGCUGUUUGGGAUCCUCCUCCAACUGAGCGUCCCAUGGGGUGGUGAACCCGAAACACAGUGGGGUGGAAAAUGGGACCGGGGUGAGAAAGAAGAGAUUGGCCCUGGAGGAGGGGGAAAUGGAGACAAGAUGGGAAUAUUUGCAGGGCGCAGGGCUUGGGAUUUGCUUGGGAGGUUUUGGGGGGCACCGGCUGCAAAGUGGGGAAAGAACACAGUUGUGUUUUGGAAGGCAGCAGGAAAACACAGGGUUUUGACCACAGGAACAGCCCCGAACGAUAAUCACACCUCCGGUAAUUAGAAUACAUCUGACAACUCCAACGAGCCCUCGGACUCCAUCCGGUGGAUUUUCCCCCACUUCGAACAGGAGAAAACCCAAAGGAAACCCCAAAGCGAAUGCGUGUCCUCUGCCUCUGCGUGCUGGGAGGGGAGAGCAGCGCAGCGUCGGGUUCCGCACGGCCGUGCCAAGCCAAACACGCCACGCUGCUCGGCCGCUCGCGGCGCCAACCGCUGCUCCCCGCGCUCACACCUGUUUCAGUUUCGAUUAACGCGUUUGCAAGCAGAAAAACCCCUCCAGAGCGUUCCCAGCUCCCCCCCGAGGGCUCCUGGCCGGGCCAAGCGGUGCGUUUUGGGGAGAAACGGGAGCUUUUUCCGCCCGGGUUGGAUUCCAGCAGGGAGCAGGCGCCUGCGGAGCGCGCUCGGGUUGCUGACAAGGGCUUGGCUUUGCUCUGCUGCUGCUCGGUGGUGCUUUGCAGAGCCGGCUGUGCACUGCAGGUUGCAAACUGUGGUUGA